UCUACCGGGAAAAGGGGGAGAGAAAUGCCGACCUAAAGAAAAAAAAAAAGGAACAAGUAGCUAGCUAUAGCCUAGCUAGUUUAGUUAGAUGCCCUAGAAUGAGGAAUCAGCUGGGAAUUUGGUGGUUGACAUGAGAAGUGCCUAGCUUGCCUCCCUCCAUCCCUCCCCCCCUCCUUGCUUUGUCUGGUACAGGGUAGUAGCGGUGGUGCUGGUGGUGGUGGCGUCCCUCUCCUCCCACCUAUCAUUCUUCUAAUCUGCAGCAUCGGCAAAGCGUGGUGAGAGCGAGCGAGCUGAGCCAGAAAAGAAGGGGACAGGACGCUGUCUUCCUUUCCAUGGUCUCUUUUCCUCCCAGCGCCCUCCGCUCAUCAGCCAUGCACUCAUCAGCAUCAGCUCCUCCCUCCUCCUCUCCUAGUAGUCCUAGCUCUCCUGUUCCUACCUUGAUAAUUCGCUAAUUCUUCGAUCUGCUUCUGUUCCUCCUCCCUUGUUUACUGCUGCUGCUCCCUUUGCUUUCGUUGCUACUGUUCCAUCUCGUAGGUUUCCUUGUCGUCCCUGGCUGCCACUUGAGUGAUUUGUUAGCAGAUAAGAUUUGAUUGAGGCCUCCGAAAUAAAAAAGAUCCCGCCGCGAGAAAAAGAAAGAGCUUGAGAGGAGAGCUAGCAGUAGCAGUAGCAGGGGAGGGAAAGAAUAACCUAGCUUAAUUAGCAAUCCUGCCGGUGAGAGGAUGGAUCCGGUCACAGCAUCCAUACACGGUCACCAUCUUCCUCCACCAUUCAACACCCGCGACUUCCAUCACCAUCUCCAGCAGCAGCAGCAGCAGCAGCAUCACCAGCUGCAGCUCAAGACCGAGGACGACCAUGGUAGCGGCGGGCCAGGGGUGUUCGGCUCCCGCGGCAACAUCAAGGGCGACCACCACGAGCAUAAUGACGAGAACAGCGGAAACAGCAACGGGAGUGGCGGCGGCGGCGGUGGAGGCGACGAGCUGGCGCUGAUUCCCACGUCUGGUGGCGGCGGGCCAGACGGCGGAGGAGACGGCACCCCGCGCCGCCCGAGGGGCCGGCCGGCGGGGUCCAAGAACAAGCCGAAGCCGCCCAUCAUCAUCACCAGGGACAGCGCCAACACGCUCCGGACGCACGUCAUGGAGGUGGCCGGGGGCUGCGACAUCUCCGAGAGCAUCACGGCGUUCGCGCGCCGCAGGCAGCGCGGGGUCUGCGUCCUCAGCGGCGCCGGCACCGUCACCAACGUCACCCUGCGGCAGCCGGCCUCCCAGGGCGCCGUCGUCGCUCUCCACGGCCGCUUCGAGAUCCUCUCCCUCUCCGGCUCGUUCCUCCCGCCGCCCGCGCCGCCCGAAGCCACGGGCCUCACCGUCUACCUUGCCGGCGGGCAGGGGCAGGUGGUGGGCGGCAGCGUCGUCGGCGCGCUCACGGCGGCUGGGCCGGUGGUGAUAAUGGCAGCGUCUUUCGCCAACGCCGUGUACGAGCGGUUGCCGCUGGAGGAGGAUGACAUGCUCGCUGCACAGGCACAGGCCGACAGUGCAGGAAUUCUCGCGGGUGCGCAGCAAGCGGCGCAGCUCGCCGCCGCCGGCGCUGUGGAUCCAAGCCUCUUCCAGGGACUGCCGCCGAACCUGCUCGGCAACGUGCAGCUGCCGCCAGAAGCAGCCUACGGAUGGAACCCGGGCGCCGCCGGUGGCCGUCCGGCGCCGUUCUAAUAAUUGAUCAGCCCGCACGCAGACGCAGCUUAGAUGGUUAAGUGAUUUAGCUCUCUUCUUCCAUCUUUUACUUGAAUUUGUAUCGUGGAGAUCGAAUUUCCGUCGGAAUUGCAUAUGAUUUCGCAUGUUGAUUAGUAAGUUAUCUUAAUAUUGUUUCAGAAUAUGUAGCUCGAUCGAUUUCCGCCAUUUCCUUUCGCUAUUUCUUGUGUGUCGUCAUGCAUAACUCUUGUUGCUGUUGACUUGAAGCCAGGUUUUGUACCUUAUCAAGAUCAUCUCUUUUGUUUC
This is a messenger RNA of Sorghum bicolor (sorghum), 1988 nucleotides long. Its product is annotated as AT-hook motif nuclear-localized protein 24. Bases 720 to 1703 code for a protein of 327 amino acids. The transcript has a single exon. Gene Ontology annotation, biological process: vegetative to reproductive phase transition of meristem. The record is from RefSeq and is a predicted model, not a curated record. Gene Ontology annotation, molecular function: minor groove of adenine-thymine-rich DNA binding; DNA-binding transcription factor activity. Gene Ontology annotation, cellular component: nucleus. NCBI's taxonomy places the organism in Eukaryota, Viridiplantae, Streptophyta, Magnoliopsida, Poales, Poaceae.